CCAACUCGCCGUCACCAGUCCGGACUCAAAGCACCGACAGCAUUCACUGCUUCAUCUCUACUUAUCUCAUCAACACAAUUGAUCUUAUUGUUGGCAGCCAUCUUCCGCUAGGAGGGACGUCUAAGGCUGCAUAUAUCCGCAUUGUAACCUGCUCGAUACACAACGCUUAUCGCCAUCUCUUCGCACCCAAUUCACACCGGUGAGAGCUCGCGUGAUUACUGCCUGCGGGCAGGAUGUUCUCCGAAUGUAUGACUCGAGGAGAAUACCCUCCAGAGAAAACCAUGCUGAUGAGCUUCUAGACGCCUCCCGCUUCCUGGCUCAGUCACAAUCACGUAUCAGUUUUGCCCCCGUCGAAGAGCGCCGUUCUCCAGAUGAUCGAUCCCGACGCUCAAAUCAGACAUGGAGGGCGUCGACGGCAUCGAGGACCUCCAAUACUCGAGUCCCUAACCCUUAUCAGCCUACCGCUUCGCAAUUGUCCGCAUUCCCUUUCGCAUCACGUUUAAAUCCUCAACAAGCGCCCCUCUUCUACAGUGCUACCGAUGAGUUCCGGGAAGAGAACGACGAAGAAGAGCAUGAACGAGACAUGGCAGAUUUCUACGCACUGCAGAGAUCGAGAAGGCAACUCGGAGCCAGUGAUCUCCAGGCAUCGUCCGAUGCGGGAGAAGGAAGUGAAGACAGCAUAAACGGAGAAAGCAGCCACAGGGACGACGUGCACGAGCUAGGCAUGAGAAGAGGAGGUGGCAUUAGGAGUUCAUGGCAUGGCGGCGUCCGAUCGUCUCGACGGAGAGGGCCAGGCCUGGAAGAUCUAGCAGAAUCAGCAGACUCAGUAGAGUCGGACCCGGCCACUGCAAGUAGGGCCUCACGGACUCGUAUGGUUGACGUCGGCUUGGAGGACACCUUGAGAAGUGAAUAUGACGACGAGCCUCCUGAGGAUCUGAUGGAGAAUCCUCCGUCCGUCCAGCAACUGCGGACACGCAAAGCAGCCUUGCACGAUGACUCUGGGCCAGAGUAUUCGGAUGGGGAUGAUAGUGACGACGCACCUCGAAAACGACUCCUUGCCGAUGAGCAGAGUCGUGCAAUCGACGGGCAUGGCCAACCUGACGAUCUUCAACCACCACCAAAUCGGCAACCUAAGCAUGAUGCCUUUUGGGGACAGAUCUAUCUCCUGAAUCUGGCAGCCAUGUUUACUACCUGGUUUCUCAUUUUCCUUCACACCGAGUCGCCCAGUAAGAGGCAACCACUUGGCGACACAAUAUAUACAACCUUGCACGGAUCAUUUUAUCUUUUAGCGACUUAUACCCUUGUAGCGACCUUCGUUUCACUAUUUUGGCUUGCGGCACUCAGGUCGUAUGUUCGAUAUCUUGUCUACGGCAUUGUCAUUGCCGUGCCAGUCAUUCUUUAUUCAUUCUGGCUCUACCCAUUCAUCUCCAGCUACCGGGGGGCCUUGCACGGAUCAAGUGCUCAGGACACUGUCAUGCGAUGGUCUUCUCUCGUCCCGGCGGUCAUGGCCACGCUAUGGAUCUUAGCGGUCAUACGAGGCAGGCUGGCCAUGCAAAAGGCCAUCUCAAUACUGGAGUUUGCCACCAGGAUCCUGGCCGCCAAUCCAACCUUGGUCUUGGUAGGGUUUUCGGUUUUGGGAUUCAUAAUCAGCUUUACCUGGCUGUGGCUCUCCAUGUUCACCAGGGUCUUCCUGGGUGGCCAUCCCUUAUCUCGUUCUACGAUCAGCAGAUUCGUGAUCGAUACCUCCACAUGGUGGGUUGGAUUGUACUUCGUUCUAGUCUAUCUCUGGACAAUCGCCUUUGCUUUUGGCAUGCAGCGCACCAUCACUUCUGCAACAGUUUCGCAAUGGUACUUCCACCGUCUAGCCAUUCCAGCACCGACAUCUCAAGCCAUCGUAAAGGCGGCUUUAUUUCAUUCGGCGACUACGCUUUUCGGGACAAUUUCUCUUUUUACGGGACUGGGACUGUUGGUUAGACUCCCACUGCUUGUCCUACCCCGUCGGAUGACAAUGCUUCUGGGAGUGGCCAUGUACUCCUUCAUACCGAGUCCAAUUGCUGUGCUGAUCAAUCCGCUGACUCUCACAUACGCGGCCAUUCACUCUCAGCCUCUCAGCGUCAGCGCGAGAGGACUUUCUCAGAUGCAUUUUCUCACACCGAACGAUGCCACGACGUCUUUGCAUCCCAAUACGUUCAAUCGGCGUCAACGCUCAGAUGGCUGGUCUGCCGAUACGACCCCGCUGUUACCCUACCGGUUAGCCAAACUCAUACUACAUGCGACAAGAUUCAUCAUGUCCCUAGCCUUGGGGUUUGGUGGAUGGGUCUCAACUGCGCGGUCUCUACGACUCGAAGGAGCCGGCGCCAAGGGAAGCCUCUAUGCAUAUGUGGUCGGUCUCAUAGCCGGAGCCAUUGGCUGGGGGAUCCUGGGAGCGAUGGAGGGCGUGCUCGCGUGCAUUGUGGAUGCCGUAGUGGUGUGCUGGGGAAGUGAAGUAGGUAGUACUGGCACUGGGGAAGUCAGGUAUUGCCGAGAAGCAGGCAAUCUUUUCGGUGAGGAUGAGGACAGAAUCGGACGAGUCAGCCUAGCUUGAAGCUCGUCCGGAAUGCGUGCUUCCUCCAGUACCAAGAAGGAGGCCACUUGAGGACGAGAAGGAGAUCAAUCUGUCGGCGACAGCUCUGAUAGCCAGACUAGAGACCAACGGUUGGAGGCUAGAAUCGAGUAUUAUCCCUUGACAAAACCCACCACGUUCAUAUUUAGAUGGAGACUUGUACUUUUCACGUGCCGGCCAUUCUUUUUUUGGCCCUUUUGACUAUGGAUUUUACUAGAGGGCGAACUCUGCUGCGGAGUCCAGUCAACAUGUCAGGC
Molecule: messenger RNA, 2859 nt
Organism: Exophiala oligosperma
Lineage: Eukaryota; Fungi; Ascomycota; Eurotiomycetes; Chaetothyriales; Herpotrichiellaceae
Exons: 1
Coding region: 245-2584 (779 amino acids)
Biological process (GO): transmembrane transport
Cellular component (GO): plasma membrane
Molecular function (GO): transmembrane transporter activity
Source: RefSeq, a predicted model, not a curated record